AUGAACAUUGACAAAACAGUAAGCGGCAUAUCCGGCGCGCCGUUCGUUCCUUUUCGUUCAACGUUUGUUCGAUACGGUACGUACAGAGUAAUCCGUUCUAAUCGACAAUAUAACGUGCUUCAGAGCGACGUAAGAUGACUGAGACUCUACAGUUAAGAGGCACGCUUCGCGGCCACAAUGGAUGGGUCACGCAAAUCGCGACGAAUCCGAAAUAUCCGGACAUGAUUCUUUCUUCUUCACGUGACAAGACUUUGAUUGUAUGGAAAUUGACACGAGAUGAAGCAAACUAUGGUAUCCCACAAAAACGUUUGUAUGGCCAUUCGCACUUUAUAAGCGAUGUAGUUCUUUCAUCCGAUGGCAACUAUGCGCUGUCCGGUUCAUGGGAUAAAACAUUGCGUCUUUGGGAUUUGGCAGCUGGACGUACAACUAGGAGGUUCGAGGACCAUACCAAGGAUGUCUUGAGCGUCGCCUUCUCUGUAGACAAUCGUCAGAUUGUUUCUGGUUCUCGAGACAAGACAAUUAAACUAUGGAAUACAUUAGCAGAGUGUAAAUACACUAUCCAGGAUGACGGCCAUACCGAUUGGGUUAGCUGUGUGCGCUUUUCUCCCAACCAUGCAAAUCCCAUCAUCGUCUCUGCAGGCUGGGAUCGCGUUGUCAAAGUUUGGAAUUUGACUAACUGCAGAUUGAAGAUCAAUCAUAGUGGUCACACAGGAUAUCUGAAUACCGUGACUGUAUCACCUGAUGGAUCACUCUGUGCAUCUGGUGGUAAAGAUUGUAAAGCUAUGUUGUGGGAUCUGAACGAUGGAAAACAUCUCCAUACUUUAGACCAUAAUGAUAUCAUCACAGCGCUGUGCUUCAGUCCUAAUCGUUAUUGGCUAUGCGCUGCAUUUGGACCAUGGAUCAAGAUUUGGGAUCUUGAGACUAAAGAAAUGGUCGAAGAAUUAAAACCUGAAGUUGUAUCUGCAACCAGUAAAGCAGAGCCUCCUCUUUGUUUAUCUCUUGCAUGGUCCACUGAUGGCCAAACUUUAUUUGCUGGAUAUUCCGACAAUACUAUACGGGUCUGGCAAGUGUCUGUAUCUAGCAGAUAGGCUCUUUAAUAAAAGGCUUUAAAACCAAUUCAAUAUUA
This is a messenger RNA of Pogonomyrmex barbatus (red harvester ant), 1126 nucleotides long. It is a transcript of the gene Rack1, whose product is annotated as Receptor of activated protein kinase C 1. The record is from RefSeq and is a predicted model, not a curated record. Gene Ontology annotation, molecular function: translation regulator activity; protein binding; ribosome binding. NCBI's taxonomy places the organism in Eukaryota, Metazoa, Arthropoda, Insecta, Hymenoptera, Formicidae.